Molecule: messenger RNA, 1086 nt
Organism: Penicillium olsonii
Lineage: Eukaryota; Fungi; Ascomycota; Eurotiomycetes; Eurotiales; Aspergillaceae
Source: the annotation of a GenBank genome assembly
AUGUCUAAGAAUAUCGUUAUCAUUGGAGCCGGCGUGGCUGGGCUGACCACGGCGCUGUUGGCGUCCAAGAAGCCGGGCUAUAAGAUCCAUGUUGCAGCAAAACACAUGCCAGGGGACUAUGACAUCGAAUAUGCCUCUCCCUGGGCUGGCGCAAACUACAUGCCAGUCUCCGUUGGCGGCACCCGGCCAGCGAAAUGGGACUCUGAAACGUGGGGUCCGCUUGCAGACCUAGCGCAGAAUCAUCCAGAAGCAGGUGUUCAUUUUCAAGAGUGCGAGAUACACAGCCGCACCAAAGACCUUGGCUCUGCAACUGCCACAUGGUUUGCGGACCUUCUGUCCUCCAAUCCGUGGUUUGCAAAAGUUGUGCCGAAUUUCCGGGUAUUACCAAAGAGCUCGCUCAGUCCCGGCGUCGACUCUGCCACGGCCUUCACAUCUGUCUGUAUCAACACGGCAAUUUACCUCCCAUGGCUUGUAUCCCAAUGCUUAGCCAAUGGUGUGACAUUCCAGAGAGCCACGUUUGGACAUAUUCGUGAAGCCACAGCCGCCGGUGCUCAUCCACGCGGACAUGUCGAUCUGGUCGUCAACUGUACGGGGCUUAUGGCUUCUAAGCUUGGUGGCGUACAGGAUGCUACAGUUGUGCCUGCACGAGGACAAAUUGUGAUCGUGCGAAACGAUGCAGGAAAAAUGCUCGAUGUCUCUGGUACAGAUGAUGGCGAUGACGAGGCAUGUUACGUGAUGACACGAGCUGCUGGAGGAGGUACAAUCCUCGGCGGCUCAUAUCAGAAGGGGAGCUGGGAGUCUCAACCGGACCCAAACCUUGCUAUUAGAAUUAUGAAGAGAGCCGUUGCCAUGUGUCCCGCGCUGACGAAUGGCAAAGGCAUUGAGCACCUAGACAUUAUCAGGCAUGGCGUCGGACUACGGCCUGUUCGUGAAGGAGGUACUCGAAUUGAGAAGGAAAUGAUCGGGGACAUCUGUGUGGUGCAUAACUACGGUGCUGGGGGUGCUGGCUACCAGUCAUCCUACGGAUGCGCCAACGAGACGGUGAACCUUAUUGAAGAAGCACUUGGACCUCGCUCAAGGCUGUGA